AGUAGUAACAGACAGAACAAAGUAAGUCACCAAGCAAAAUAAAAUAAAAUGCGCAAAUCUAUGCCUAAUCAAACUAAAUACAGAUAAUCUCACCCUCAGAGAUGUUUCAGUAAGUUUUUCUCAGACUGGACACCUUCCAGGCCUGGGCACAAUUCUUUCCCCUGGUACAGCUCUUGUUGCAGCUCAGGUGGUAGCUAGGGGAUUCUUCAUGAUGGCUUCUCCCCCUCUCUGUUCUCUUCCCCCCUUUAUAUAUCUUUUGCAUAAGGCGGGAACUCUUUGUCUCUCUGGGUUUCCACCCCCACCUCACUGGAAAAGCACCAGGUUAAAGAUGGAUUCCAGUUCAGGUGUCAUGAUCACAUGUCACUGCAAGACUUCAUUACUCACUUGCCAGCACACACAUAUACAGGAAGACUUACAGUUCAAGACACCUGAGAGCUCCACAGCAGGGCAGCAUCCCCAGAGCGCAGCAGGGCGGGGGUUAGGGGGAGCAGUCGGUAGCAGCCCCUGCCCCUCGUACGGCAGGAGCGAGAAGUGCCAGCCCCUCUGCACAGAGCAGCAGUGUUCAGCCUGGGCCAGACGUGCUGCGGUGAUGGCUGCCCGGUGCCCUCGUCUCCUGCUCCUCACCGGCCUGGUGGCCCUGUCAGCCCCAGUUCUGACCCUGGAAAUACACAACCUGAACAUUUUAAAGGGACCCACUCAUGCAAUCAGGAACUUCCACCCAAAGCACCUGAAGGCAGAUCAGGGGAAAGGGAGCCUGCGGCACAGCCGAGCCAGUGACCCACAGUUACCAGAGGCCCACGAUCAGGGGAAAGGGAACCUCCGGCGCAGCAGAGCCAGUGACAUGCGGGUAGCCCAGGCCUGGCCCAAGGACUGCAGCGAGAUAACCUGGAACAGGGUCAGUGGCGUCUUCGUCAUCCAGCCCACAGGACUCCAUCAAUAUGAGGUCUACUGAGAGCUGAACAGCACCAGCGAGGGCUGGAUGGUUCUCCAGCGGAACCGACACGACACACAGAUCACCUGGGCUGAGUCCUGGAACCCUGCCCCUCUCCUGCCCAGACAGGGGGAGGGGAGGAAAGAGGCCCCUGGUGCUCCCAUGCCACCUGGCACAGGGCCUGGCUCUUCAUCUCUACAUCCGUCCUGCCCCUGCAGUCAGCAGGGCCCAGUUCUCUGAGGGGAUCAGUGCCCCCUCCCUCGGCAUCACCGUGGAGCUGCUCCAUGUGACACCAUCAUUCAGCUUGUGCCGAUCAAUCCUUUCAUAGGAAACAUUUGAAAAUGCUCUGGUUUGAAAUCUCCCAGUUCCCUCCCAAUAUGGGACUCCUGGCCGGGACCCUGCCUGUCGCCACGGGCAGCUUCUCACACUCCCCUCAGAGCACACGGGGGGAUGGGGACCUGGGACAUUAGGCAGUGGUCUGGCCAGCGAAAUCCCUGUUCUUUGUUCCUGAGCCGCACCUGGCACUGAUGCCAGUCCCAUUCCCAGGCCGUGAGGUUACACGCAAGCUGCCAACAGAAAAGGGGCAUGUUCAUCUUCCCUCUUCAGCAGCAUUAUCUGAUCCCACUGCGCCCUGCAGAGCCACAGUGAGCCAGGGAUGCUGGCUGGGCAGCACGGGGCGUGGGCUGGGCCCUGGGAGACAGGCCACGGGUGGAGCAGGGGUGGGGGCAGGCAGGGCUAAGCAGGGCUCUGGAAAUCUGGGGGGAGGAUGUCUGUGUGUAGGGGGAUGGACGGGGGAGCCUGACUGUGGGACUGGCCUGAGCUGGGAAUCUGGGCUGGGCAACAGUGACUGUCUCCACAGCAAGGCAACUAGGGCUUCCCAUAGGGCUGUGCCAGGGAACAGAGGCUGCAGCUUCAAGCAACCAUGCACAGGGCUCCCCAGAACCACAGAUUCCCCCACAACCCUGGUCCAGUCCUCCAGACACUCCUCCCCCAAUGCUCUUCUCUCCCAUAAUUCCCCUUACCCCAGUCAUCACCUUGCCCCCACAUUCCCAAUCACCCCGCCUGGCUCCCCAGCUCCCCUCCCCUCUGGGCUGCUGUGAGCGCGGAGCCGCGGAGUGUACUCUUAGCUGGCUGCUCCAGGGGGCACUGUCCUGGCAGAGGGAACUGGGAGUCGCGGCUCCUGAAGGGCGGGUUUGUGUUCCCAGCUUCUCACCGGCUCUUCCCUUUUGCAGCUGCCCGGUGCCCUCGUCUCCUGCUCCUCACCGGCCUGCUGGCCCUGUCAGCCCCAGUUCUCACCCUGGAAAUACACAACCUGAACAUCUUAAAGGGACCCACCUGUUGACGUCACUGGGCAUCACCCUAGGUAACUCGGGAGGGUAGACGACCAUAAGUGUCAAUGAAGCCUUCCUGCACUAGGCCUAAGUGAACCAAACUCUAUCCUUCCAUGUUGAAACUCUAAAAAGUUUAGACCUCAAAAGCCAGGUGCAAUUGGAAUGUGUAAGCAGCCAGCUAUCAGUGGUAACCCCCCUUACCGGUACCAAGCGGUAAUAAUGAGGCCUGCAUACCUCUGGCUGAAAGGGGAGAUAAUGAAUCAAAGAAAAGGGACAAGAUAAUAAUUCAAGAAGUAACAGAGGGUCCUGUGGCACCUUU
Messenger RNA from Malaclemys terrapin pileata, 2581 nucleotides. RefSeq lists its product as uncharacterized. Lineage: Eukaryota; Metazoa; Chordata; Testudines; Emydidae. Bases 209 to 952 code for a protein of 247 amino acids. The transcript has 6 exons. The record is from RefSeq and is a predicted model, not a curated record.